AUGUCUGCCGCACAGCUUUUAAAUCCCAAAGCUGAAUCAAGGAGAAGAGGAGAAGCGCUCAAGGUCAAUAUCAGUGCUGGGGAAGGAUUACAGGAUGUUUUAAAAUCAAAUCUUGGUCCACUCGGGACAAUCAAGAUGCUAGUUGACGGAGCUGGAGCGAUUAAAUUAACAAAAGAUGGAAAUGUUCUCUUGCGAGAAAUGCAAAUCCAAAAUCCCACGGCGGUAAUGAUUGCACGAGCGGCCACAGCGCAGGACGAUAUUUGUGGUGAUGGAACCACAUCUGUAGUGCUUCUCGUCGGUGAACUUCUCAAACAAGCUGAAAGAUACAUUUCCGAAGGAUUACAUCCAAGAAUAGUUACAGAUGGGUAUGAAAUCGCAAAGAUAGAGGCUUUAAAGUUCCUAGAUGAAUUUAAGAUGGAACGAGAGGUGGAAAGAGAGUUGUUACUGUGUGUCGCUAAAGCCUCUUUAUCCACCAAAUUAAAUCAUUCUCUCGCUGAAAAGCUCACCCCGGACAUUGUUGACGCUGUACUUGCGAUUUAUCAAGCUCCUGCUAAGCCAGAUCUCCACAUGAUUGAAAUAAUGAAGAUGCAGCACAGGACAGCUUCUGAAACUCAAUUAAUUCGCGGACUCGCACUUGAUCAUGGUGCCCGACAUCCCGAUAUGCCAAAGAGAGUUGAGAAUGCAUUCAUUCUGAGCUUAAACGUCAGUCUAGAGUAUGAAAAGUCCGAAAUCAAUUCCGGUUUCUUUUAUUCAAAUGCAGAUCAACGAGAAAAACUGGUUGAAAGCGAGCGAAGGUUUGUCGAUGAGAAGUUACGGAAGAUUGUUGAGUUAAAAAAACAAGCCUGCGGAGAUGAUCCAAAUAAAGGAUUUGUUAUCAUCAACCAAAAAGGAAUUGAUCCUUUAUCACUAGAUGUCCUAGUCAAGAAUGGCAUAUUUGCACUUAGACGCGCAAAACGUCGCAAUAUGGAAAGGCUUCAACUGGUCUGUGGCGGUACCGCCCAAAAUAGCGUUGAUGACCUAACUCUUGAUAUUCUGGGCUGGGCCGGAAAUGUCUAUGAACACACCUUGGGAGAAGAAAAGUACACAUUUAUUGAGGAUGUAAAAGAUCCAAAAUCUGUGACCAUACUGAUUAAAGGCCCUAACUCCCACACAAUAACACAAAUAUCCGAUGCAGUCCGAGACGGGCUUCGAAGUGUCUACAAUAUGAUUGUGGAUAAGAGCGUGGUUCCUGGUGGCGGGUCUUUCCAAGUUGCAUGCGCAGCGCAUCUCAACAGCGAAACUUUCCGAAAGACGGUGAAAGGCAAGGCGAAGUGGGGAGUACAGGCAUUUUCAGACGCCCUUUUAAUUAUUCCCAAAACGCUUGCAGCUAAUGCAGGUCAUGACAUCCAAGAUACACUUGCUAGCCUUCAAGAUGAAUAUGCAGAGGGCAAUGUAGUCGGAAUAGAUCUGAAGACUGGCCUUCCGAUGGACCCGGCACUAGAGGGGGUCUAUGAUUCAUUUCGGGUUCUCCGUAAUGCUAUCGCAUCAAGCUCUGGAAUAGCAUCUAACCUUCUACUUUGUGACGAAAUGCUUAAAGCAAGACAAAUGAGUAGACCAGCUGGACCAGGGCCUGGAACUGAUGAAUAG
Messenger RNA from Blumeria graminis f. sp. triticale, 1626 nucleotides. The record is from the annotation of a GenBank genome assembly. NCBI's taxonomy places the organism in Eukaryota, Fungi, Ascomycota, Leotiomycetes, Helotiales, Erysiphaceae.